UGGGAGGCCGUAGGCGCGUCAAGGUCAGCCUGGACGGGGGUGGCAGCCUGCCUGGGGGCGGGAGACCCUCCCGGGGGGCUGGGCUGCGGCCUCCGAGCGCCUCGGCCAUAUUGAACAGCCACGGCUGAGUCGUCUUUGUCUGCGAAGUCCUCUCCCAAGCUGCAGGCGAGCCCCCGAGGCAGGAAGAGCCACGGGGCAGCCCGUGCGCCCCAACUCGGAGCCCGUGCACCGCGUUCGCAGCUGGCCGGUGGGCUUUGAGCCUCAGGACCCAUCUCACCCCCGGCCCACGUAAGCAUCCCUGGGGGUUGAUUCCCGCCAGUCCUUGGUGGGGAGCCGGACUUGACCAAGACUGGACUCGGUUACGGGCAGAGAAGUUAGGAGGGGCUGGCUCCUCCCUGGCUGGAGAGGUGAGACCCUCCGGGCAGUUCGGCCGCGACCCCCCACCCCCAAGACCCAGGCCUACUUGUAGUUUGGGGUCGUUGCCCCCACCCCAGCUUUCACCCUGGAGAUCUUAAAGACCCUCGAGAAAAGCCACGUGGGGGGCUGGUUCCCCUGGGGCUUCCUCCCAUCCCCCGACUGCCUGAUCCUGUGGAGCGUCCCAGAUGUCUGCAAAGACGUGGAUCUGGAUGUCCUCGUGGAAGCCUUGAAACCCGUGGGGACCUUUAAGAAGAUUGGCAAGGUGUUCCGCAGGGAGGAGGACUCCACGGUGGGGAUGCUGCAGAUCGGGGAGGACGUCGACUAUUUGCUCAUCCCCCGGGAGGUCAGGCUGGCCGGGGGCGUGUGGAGGGUCAUCUCCAAGCCGGCCACCAAGGAGGCCGAAUUUCGGGAGCGGCUGACCCAGUUUCUGGAGGAAGAAGGCCGCACGCUGGAGGACGUGGCCCGCAUCAUCGAGAAGAGCACCCCACACCCACCCCAGCCCCCCAAAAAGCCCAAGGAGCCCCGAGUGAGGAGGAGAGUCCCGCAAAUGGUGACCCCUCCCCCGCGGCUGGUCGUGGGCACCUAUGACAGCAGCAACGCCAGCGACAGCGAGUUCAGUGACUUCGAGACCUCCAGACGCAAGGGCGACAAGGGUCCCAACGGCCCGCGGCGCGGCAGGAGGGUGCGCAAAAUGCCUGUCAGUUACCUGGGCAGCAAAUUUCUGGGGAGCGACCUGGAAAGCGGGGAUGACGAGGAACUGGUGGAGGCCUUCCUGCAGCGAGGGGAGAAGAAGCCCAGCGCGCCACCUGCCCGCCGCCGCGUGAACCUGCCGGUGCCCAUGUUUGAGGACAACCCCAGGCCGCAGCUGUCCAAGGCGGACAGGUGGCGAGAGUACGUCAGCCAGGUGUCCUGGGGGAAGCUGAAGCGGAGGGUGAAGGGCUGGGCGCCGAGGUCCAGCCCCGAGGUGGGCGAGGCCCGGCAGGCCUCUCCCAGGGUGGAGAGGGACGGGGCAUGGGCGCCAGGCGGGGCCAGCCUGGGGGAUAAUGUGGGCAACGCAGGAGGCGGCCAGGCGCCCGAGACUGCCCCAAGACGAUGGAGGCCCAGAAUCAACUGGGCCUCUUUCCGCCGUCGUAGGAGGGAGGAGGCAGCAGCAUCCACAGUUCAGGCGGCAGAGGCUGCAGACGAUCAGAGGGCAGAGGCUGCAGACGAUCAGAGGGCAGAGGCUGCAGACGAUCAGAGGGCAGAGGCUGCAGACGAUCAGGGGGCAGAGGCUGCAGACGAUCAGGGGGCAGAGGCUGCAGACGAUCAGAGGGCAGAGGCUGCAGACGAUCAGGGGGCGGAGGCUGCAGGUAAUCAGAGGGUGGAGGCUAUAGCUAAUCAGAGGGCGGAGGCCAUACCCGUCCAGGGGGCAGAGGCCGAGGAUAAUCCCGGGGCAGAAGCCAUGGCUGUCCAGAGGGCAGAGGUUGCAAAUAAUCGGAGGGAAGGGGCUGCAGAUAAUCAGAGGGCAGAGGCCCCAGUUGUCCAGGAAGCUGAAGCCUCAGCUGCCCGGGUGGCCACAGGGGCAACCCAGGGAGCUAGGGCCCGGAAACAGGUCAAGACAGUGAGGUUCCAGACUCCUGGACGUUUCUCAUGGUUUCGCAAGCGGCGGAGAGCCUCCUGGCACACUCCUCGGUUGCCAACCCUGCCGGAGAGAGUCCCCAGGGCAGGCGAGGCCAGGAGCCUUAGGGUGUUGAGGGCAGAGGCCAGAGCAGAAGCGGAGCAGGGAGAACGAGAAGACCAGCUGUGAGGUGAGGGCAGGGGUGCCCCGGACCACGCCGCCACCGGCCACGCUCUCGGCCACGCAAGGCACGGUCCUCCUCUCCCGCACUUGGAUGGAGACGCUCUUCCUGCCUCCGUACUUGAAAAUGGAGGUUGGGGCGCCUGGGUGGCUCAGUCGGUUGGGCAUCCGACUUCGGCUCAGGUCAUGAUCUCGCGGUUUGUGAGUUCGAGCCCCGCGUCGGGCUCUGUGCUGACAGCUCGGAGCCUGCUUCGGAUUCUGUGUCUCCCUCUCUCUCUGCCCCUCCCCUGCUUGUGCUCUGUCUCUCAAUAAUAAAUAAACGUUAAAAAAAAUUUAAAAAAAAAAAAGAAAGAAAGAAAAUGGAGGUGAAGCAAGGGCCAGACCAUGGACCUCCCCCCUCUACCCCACAUCCCUCUUUCUUGUUAAAAUUCGUUCGUGCAUUGAGUUUUUUUAAAUACAGACUCUUUCUGGACACCCAAAGAAUGUAAAGAAAGAGACCCAUGGGGAAGAGUUGCAUCACCUAUGAUCUGAACUUGCUCAUAUGCAGCUUUAGGUGCUCGGCUUGAAAAAAAAAGGGGGGGGAACGGCUGGGGAGAAAUCCCCUCCCCUCCCCCUUCCCCCUCUCCUUUCUGCCUGCGCACUUAGCAUUGCCGGCCUCCUUGAACUUAAAAAAUGGGCGCAAGCCAACAUGCAAAUAAAAAUGUUUACAAAGCGA
Messenger RNA from Felis catus (domestic cat), 2909 nucleotides. It is a transcript of the gene CCDC8, whose product is annotated as coiled-coil domain containing 8. Gene Ontology annotation, cellular component: 3M complex. Gene Ontology annotation, biological process: regulation of mitotic nuclear division; microtubule cytoskeleton organization. The record is from RefSeq and is a predicted model, not a curated record. NCBI's taxonomy places the organism in Eukaryota, Metazoa, Chordata, Mammalia, Carnivora, Felidae. The coding region runs from base 713 to 2203 and encodes 496 amino acids. The transcript has a single exon.